AUGUCGAACUUUCCUGCUGCGAGUCCCUCCAUCUGGGUCGGCGGUUUGGACCCCAACCUUAACGAGCAAAAGCUCUACGACCACUUUGUACGCCUUGGCCCAGUUGCCUCCGUGCGUGUCUGUGUGGACUCUGUCACGCAGAAGUCACUUGGCUAUGGUUACGUGAACUUCCAGAACCCUGCGGAUGCCGAAAAGGCGCUGGACCAAGCCGGCGUUAAACUCGGUUCGAAGCACAUCCGCAUUGCCAAGAUUCAACGUGAUCCUUCUAAGCGGCGCAGCGGCGUGACGAACAUCGUAGUGAAGAAACUUCCACCGUCCGUGGACACCUAUGCCCUUAAGGAAAUGUUCUCCAAGUACGGGCGUCUCACAGCCAUUGGUCUCGCAACAAACGAGAAUGGCGAGUCCCGUGGUUAUGCCCGCAUUUCCUACGAAAAGGAGGAAUCUGCCAUACAAGCGGUUCAGGAGGUAAACGGAAUGGUUAUCGAUGACUGCGCUAUUACUGUGGAACGCUACCAACCACACCAUCGUGAGGAGCAGUUGAAGCAAUUUACAAACCUUUAUGUGAAGAACCUUGACCCCUCCGUUAAUGAUGAGAAGUUGAAGGAAGUGUUCUCCGCUUUUGGUGAGGUGACGUCCGCCAAGGUUCGUGACCUUGGCGCAAACCAGACAGUCGGAUUUGCCUACGUCGCGUACGCCACUCACGAAGCUGCCGCCAAGGCUGUCGAGGAACUCGACGAGAAGGAGAGUCCAUUGGCUAAGGAAGGGAUGAAACUGAGUGUCUGCCGCUUCCGCUCUCGAGAUGAACGUCAGCGCGAGCGCGAACGUCUGCGCCGCGAGCGUCAACAACAACACAGCAAGUACCCGAACCUUUACGUCAAGAACUUUGACGAUACUGUCACCAGCGAGCGCCUGAAGGAGCUGUUUGAGCGCUGUGGCGAGACUGUUUCUGUCAGUGUUAUGAUGGACCGGGCCACUAGGGUAUCCCGGUGCUUUGGCUUUGUUUCUUUUAAGGAGCAGAGUGCGGCGAGCCGUGCCAUCCAGGAGCUUCAUGGAAGCACGGCCCUUGGGCCGCGUCCACUUUUUGUGACAUAUGCCCUCCGCAAGGAUGCUCGUCGCCAGACACUGGAAGACAUGCGUAACAAGCAGCCACGUAUGCGUCAGCCGCCUAUGGGAAGCCUGAUGGGUGGCAUGAUGGGACCACAACUUGGCUUCAUGGGACCGCAAGCAAUGUUUAACGGCGUUCCCUUUGUAAACCCUCGCAUGUCGAUGAUGCCUACACCGAUGGGAAUGGGUGGUCAGUUGCGACCAAUGGGCCCUACACCGAUGAAUCAAGUGCGGGCGCGCCCCAUGCCGCAACGUCCCCCAAUGCAGCCGAUCAUGGCGCCGCCUCCACAACCGCAGUCGUUGGCUUCACAGGGACAGAAUCUGUCGACGGUGCUUGCCAACCUGACUCCCGAGCAACAGAAGAAUGUUUUGGGAGAGCGUUUGUACAACCACAUUGUCGCUAUCAACCCUGCCGCGGCUGCAAAGGUGACUGGCAUGCUUUUGGAGAUGGAUAACGGCGAAAUUCUUAAUCUGCUAGACACACCCGGUCUUUUGGAUGCGAAGGUUCAAGAGGCUCUUGAAGUGCUGAAUCGCCACAUGAACGUUUAG
Messenger RNA from Trypanosoma cruzi, 1653 nucleotides. Its product is annotated as poly(A)-binding protein, putative. The transcript has a single exon. Gene Ontology annotation, molecular function: mRNA 3'-UTR binding; poly(U) RNA binding; poly(A) binding. The record is from RefSeq and is a predicted model, not a curated record. NCBI's taxonomy places the organism in Eukaryota, Euglenozoa, Kinetoplastea, Trypanosomatida, Trypanosomatidae. Gene Ontology annotation, cellular component: cytosol; ribonucleoprotein complex; nucleus. The coding region runs from base 1 to 1653 and encodes 550 amino acids.